Messenger RNA from Ilex paraguariensis (yerba mate), 360 nucleotides. The record is from the annotation of a GenBank genome assembly. NCBI's taxonomy places the organism in Eukaryota, Viridiplantae, Streptophyta, Magnoliopsida, Aquifoliales, Aquifoliaceae.
AUGAGUAGUAGAGGAAAGCUCGGCCUCAGCGCGUCCUACUUGUGUCGUGUUUUAAGCCUGCUAUGCAUCCUUGUUCCAUCUACCAUUCCUGACAAUCCAUUUCUGGUACUUGUCCACCAGACACAUCCUUCCCUUCCCUCUCGGGGUGCUUCUUCUAUCCCCCUUUUCUGGCGCCCCCUCGGACCAAGAGACGUGACCGGAUGGUAUGGGCCUUGCUUGAGUCCUUUCACUCGCCCUCACUGGCCUUACGAACCUCCCCGUAUGGCUGUGCUUUCGUCUUCUCCCUCUGGUAACGGAGUGGUUUUACAACUUGAAACAGUACCCUCUGAGACAAAUCAGUCAGGUGGGGUAGUGGGCUAG